UUGCAAUUUGCAAUUUGCGCGCAGUUGGUUUUUCACGCUCAGUUUUCGUUGCGCGUCCGCUGUGAGCAGUAGUAGUUUGUUGCUAUUGCAGUGCACUUUUCAUACACAUUUAUUAUCAGGCCCCCCACUCCCGCCCCCUUUACCUAGGGGGUCUAGGCUCCCCCCCCCUGUGUUUUCUAUCGCGUGCUAUGUUUUACCGUUGCAGCUAGUUGGUGAUCUUGUUAAGGGAGAAAGGCAAAGCUAAAGAGAAAGAGAGGGGAGAGAGAGAGAGCGGGGAGAGAGUGGUGAAAGAGAGAGUGCUUUGGAGGCAAUGUGCUGGGCCGCCAUGGCUCGGAAGGACGAUCCCGUUUUCAACGUGCGCUUCGUUCAGUUUGUCGAAAGUGAACCCUGCCUGUGGAAUUACACGCAUCCCGGCUACAGCAAAAAGGAGGAGGUGCAACGUGCCUGGCAGCAGGUGGCCAAUGAGAUCAAGGACACGGUUCGCAAUUGCCGCGAAAGAUGGCGCACUAUCCGCAGCAGCUUCCUGCGAUCCUUGAAGCUGGCACGCACACAAACUGGUCGCGGCAAGCGCAAGUAUUACCUGUCCAAGUACCUGCAGUUCCUCAUACCCUACACCAAGUCCAGGUCAUGUCACAAGCAAUUGACACCUGUCCUGGCCACGGCUGGAAUGGUGCUCCGGAAGCCCGGAAACGGAAGUAAUCCGUUCCCUAUGACAGCAGAUCAGCUGGAGAAUAACGGUGAGGAGGAGCAGGAGGAAGAAGAGGAGGAGACCAAAGAAAGCGAGAACGAAAUGCCCCUGGAUGUGCAGGUUUCCGAGGAGGAAGAGGAGGUGUUGGUCAAUCAUUCGCGGGAGGAGCAUCAGGAGCAUCAUCAUCAGCAGGAGGAUCAGCAUCCUCGUGCCCCGCCCACCGCCUGUCUGCCACUGCGCCUGCAAGCCAUCAAAGUGGAGCAUCCACCGCAUCCCCCCACCAAUCCCAGUGGAAAUCCUCAGCUGGACAUGAUCCCAAUGAGCCAUCAGUCGCUGGUCACUGUGCCCGCUGCCGCUCUGGGCAGCCACAUGGAUUGGCAGGAUCUGACGCAGUGGUUCAAGGGCAGCACUGCCAUCGAUAAUCAUCAUCAUCAUCAGCAUCAGGACCACAAGAUGUCCACACCACCACCGCCACCGCCGGCCACACCAGCACUGGGAGGACUGCCACCGGGUGCCAUUCCCAUGCCCAUUCCCGCGCCCGAUGCCGAUUACUCCUUCCUGAUCAGUCUGCAUCCGUAUCUCAAGGAGAUGAGCGGCAAGCAGAAUCGCCGCUUUCGCCAGAAGGUCGUCGGUCUCAUUGACAAUGUCCUGGAUAACAUUGAUGUCUAGGGAUUUAGAGGGGGAACCAAGAGGAUACAGAGGAAAACGCUUAAAAAUGGAAUUAUACGACCUAUUGAUACCCUUUAAAAUGGAAAAGUUAAUAGGGAUUAUCAUCUGAAUAUUGUGAAAACUAAACUGGAAUGCCAUAGAAAUCUGUUCAGGUUUAAAAUUAACUGCAAAGGCAUCUAAAAGUAGGCAACGAAAAAUUUUAGGGUUGAAAAUCAUUGCAAAAUGUGCAUCUUUUAAAGGCCUAAAAUUAAAAUCUGUUUAAAAAAUUCAAUCAUUUC
This is a messenger RNA of Drosophila serrata, 1635 nucleotides long. RefSeq lists its product as uncharacterized. Lineage: Eukaryota; Metazoa; Arthropoda; Insecta; Diptera; Drosophilidae. Gene Ontology annotation, cellular component: transcription regulator complex; nucleus. Gene Ontology annotation, molecular function: DNA binding. Gene Ontology annotation, biological process: regulation of transcription by RNA polymerase II. The record is from RefSeq and is a predicted model, not a curated record.